GGACACUGGGACACUUGGCUGCUGGGGGACGCCUUCCUGCACCUCAUCCCCCACGCCCUGGCCCCCCAUGAGCACCACGAGGGCCACGGCCACUCCCACCAUGGACACGCCCCCCAUGAGCUCCAUGAGGGCCACGGCCACUCCCACCAUGGACACGGGCACCACGAGGGCCACGGCCACUCCCACCAUGGACACGGGCACCACGAGGGCCACGGCCACUCCCACCAUGGACACGGCGCGGCGCUGGCCGUGGGGCUGUGGGUGCUGGCCGGGAUCGUCACCUUCCUGGGCGUGGAGCUGGCAGUGCGGCACUGCGGGGGCCACGGCCACGGCCCCAAGGCCAAGCACAGCUCCAGCGAGGACGAGGCCGACGGUGACACCAAGGCCACCAAGGCCACCAAGGGGACCAAGGGGACAAAAGCCACCAAGGGCACCAAGGGCCAGCACAGGAAGGGCCCGGACGGGGAGAGGGCAGCCAUGGCAGCCUCUGGCUACCUGAACCUGGCGGCCGACGCCGCCCACAACUUCACGGACGGGCUGGCGCUGGGGGCGGCGUUUUGGGGAGGCCCCGCCCGGGGGACGCUGACGGCACUGUCGGUGCUGCUGCACGAGCUGCCCCACGAGCUGGGGGACAUGGCCAUGCUGCUCAGAGCCGGCUGCUCCAAGGGACAGGCCAUGCUCCUGCAGCUCCUGACCGCCUUGGCCGCCCUGGCGGGUGCCGCCUGCUCAUUGUUGGCUGAGGGCUCCGGCACUGGCGCCAUUUCGGGGAUCCUCCCCUUCACGGCCGGUGGCUUCAUCUACCUGGGGACGGUGUCGGUGCUGCCUGAAAUCCUGAGGGACUCCGGGCCCGGCCAGGCCCUGCUGCAGCUGCUGGCGCUGCUGGCUGGCGUGGCCAUGAUGCUGCUCAUCGCCUACUACGAGUAGGAAUUCCCAAAAUUCCUCAAAAAACCCAAAAAGCCCAAAUUUCGCUUGGCUCCCCCCCUCCGCCCUGUGCGAAAUGGGAGGUGCCCGUUGCUAAGUCUAUCCCAUUUUGGGACCAAAUCGAGAGAAACAUGAGAGAUUUGGGGUUCAAAACAUGAGGAAAAGGAGAGAUUUGGGGUUGAAAGCAUGAAAAAAAUGGGAGAUUUGGGGUUUAGAUGGGGGAUUUUGGGGGAUUUUUGGGAA
Agelaius phoeniceus (red-winged blackbird) is the source of this 1164-nucleotide messenger RNA. NCBI's taxonomy places the organism in Eukaryota, Metazoa, Chordata, Aves, Passeriformes, Icteridae. The record is from RefSeq and is a predicted model, not a curated record.